Molecule: messenger RNA, 715 nt
Organism: Scylla paramamosain (green mud crab)
Lineage: Eukaryota; Metazoa; Arthropoda; Malacostraca; Decapoda; Portunidae
Exons: 4
Coding region: 108-527 (139 amino acids)
Source: RefSeq, a predicted model, not a curated record
GACGCGGCUUUCCGUCUGUGAGUUCGCAGGACUGUAUAGAUUGUAGGGGUAUAAAUGGAUGGCCGGCGUGGCAGAGGCAGAGACAAUCCUCUCCCCACACCGACAACAUGAAGAUCACCUUGGCCUUCGCUGCUCUUCUUGCUACUUUUGCACUUUCCAGUGCACAGGAGCCGGCAUGGUGUCGGUGUGCGGCGUUCGUGUCUUCCAGGCACAUGGAGAUCAUGGUUUUGGAACUGCCCGAGGUCGAUGUCAGUGACUGUCAGAACAACAACCAGUGCAGGAAUCGCUGUAUCAACGAGAUCAACACCAUGACCAACGAGAUGGACUUGUGGUCCACUGUUAAUGGAGAUACCGUCGGCCAGUACUUCUGCGAGGAGCUUUUCAGUCAUGGUCUCUUCUGGAUCCACAAUUCCUACGUGCACGGGUACUACCAGAUGUGCGGCGGACCAUGGGAAUACACCGGUGUGGACUCCCAGCAGGCGCUGUGCUGCACCAACAAGGAACACAUCCACUGUGUCUCGAAGUAAACGGCGUAACGAUUUGGCUUUCCACUUGGCAUUCUGACAAUCCGAACCGAACUUCAAUAUCACCUUGAUGUUUAAUCCCGAGAAUCCCGUUUCACUUAAUAUGUUGUUUAUCAUCUUUAUCAUGUAAGGAGUCAGUGGACACAGACUAGGACAGUGUGUAUUUAACAUCAAUAUAUUAUUUAUAUUUC